This is a messenger RNA of Lactuca saligna, 1652 nucleotides long. The record is from the annotation of a GenBank genome assembly. NCBI's taxonomy places the organism in Eukaryota, Viridiplantae, Streptophyta, Magnoliopsida, Asterales, Asteraceae.
AUGACUCCAGGAUGGAAGUUCUUCACCGGGGCACUUUGCAAAUGUGUGGGUCACAAAUCUCGUAGUGGUGAUCAACUGAGUACUUAUGAGCAACAAGUUGUUUGUUCCCUUCUUCUCAACAAACGUCUUGAUUAUGGGGCCUUCUUCUUUGAUCAGCUUGUCCAACUUCUUCGUGCCAAUGUACGAGCUGAUCAUGUCCCAUAUCCACGCUGGAUUGAUCUUGUCCUGGAUAAAUUUUUCAUUGAAGCCUACUACUCCCACUCUGGAAACCCCAUCCAAUGCCCACGUAUGUCAGUACAAAUGUAUCAGGAUGAUCCACUGGCAAAUGACAUCAACAUCUCUGAUCAGAUGCGAGAAUGGAUCGCAAAUCCAUAUACCGUUCCUUCACUAAACGCUGACACUAACGAAGGAGCUGAUGAUAACAACGAAAUUGAUGCUGAUCUACAAGCUGAAAUGCAAGGCGGUGGUCAUAUCUCCCCUCAACUUUCUCAUCAUACUAUUUCUGUCACUGAAAGGGUUCACUUAGCUCAGGGGGAGCAACAAUCUCAGGGGAAACAACCAUCUGCUCAGGGGGAACAACCAUCACAAGGGAUGCCACCAUCUCAGGGGGAGCAACCUUCUCAGGGGGAGCAACAUCGAUCACAAGAAAUUCUAGGUACUCAGCUCAUUCAAAUCCCGGCCUCAACGUUUAAUGAGCUUCUUACACUAACUCGAGACAUGAGUCAGCGUCUUCUACGUAUUGAGGCUGAUGUCAACCAACUGAAGGGAGUUCUUCUGUCAACUCCUUCCCCUGGCCCAAAUGAUGAUGAUGAUCAAAAAGGGGGAGAAACUGAUUCUGUUGAGCUUGGAUCUGAAGAGAACAUUUUAAAUCAGACCGAGCCACCACAGCCUGUGCACGACUCUGAGAGACCAACGGAAAUUGAAAAGAUUACUGAAGAUAGUGAGCAUGAUGAUGAAGAUGAACAUGAUGAUGAGUGUCAGAUGCUGGACCUGAACUUCAUUGAUCCCACUGUACCAGUACAAGGAGAAGACUCAGAUGAUGAUGAAGAUGAGCAUGAUGAUGAGUGUCAGAUGCUAGACAUGAACUUCAUUGAUCCCACUGUGCCAGUUCAAGGAGAAGACUCAGAUGUAGUUAGUUUGAAUCCACAUAUCAAAUCAGUGACAUUGGAUUCCAGUUCCAUGGCAAUCAUCGACGAUCCGACAUCGGCUUUCGCUUCAAAAGAAGAAAGUCCAACGAAGAUCGGUGCUAGGGUUAGGAGCGAAGAAAGAACAAUAUGGAGCACCUCCACUGAUUUGGUGGUUCAUCGCAGUAGUGGAGUGGUAGGGGCUAUUCUGGCAACCUCUUCACCACUUCGUUUUCUUAUUCCAGUUACUGUCGAUGAGAGGGGGAGGAAGUAGAAAGAAAAUGACAACAGGGGGUGUUUGGGUUGCUUGGUGUGUCAUAAAACAGUGGGAGAAAAUGGAAGGGGUUAUUGCCCUUGGCUAGCCGGAAACCACUAGCAAACACCUCUAGUGGGGGUGUUUUUGUUGCACCUCGAAGACAGGACAAAAAUAAAGGAGUGUGAGAGGAAAUAGAAGAAUGAAAAAUUGUAUUUAUCUAUGAAUAGCAUUUAUUCAUUUGUGAAUAACAGUGUAAGCAUGUGUUAAUGAGU